Procambarus clarkii (red swamp crayfish) is the source of this 9644-nucleotide messenger RNA. Lineage: Eukaryota; Metazoa; Arthropoda; Malacostraca; Decapoda; Cambaridae. The record is from RefSeq and is a predicted model, not a curated record.
ACGAACGCUGUCUGGGCUCGACGUCGAGUGGUGUGUUGUUGUGCUCCAGGAGUCUGUCUACAAUAUCACGGAACCUGUCCAUUUGCAGUGCUCGUACUGUCUUGUGACUGUCACUCGUGCUUGUGGACGGCGUCUGUGGCCUCGCCUCGAUGAGGCCUCCAGUGAUCUAGUGCCAGUGAAGCCGUGAGAUAAAGGAAGGGGGUUCUUAGCCCCUCUUAAUAGCGUCACUGCACGCACUGUUCUUCCACGAAAGCUGAUGGAACCAGAAUUUUGAUUGACUACUGAAUCUGUGCCAGUCUUCACCAAGAGAAUGAGUCAGAGUUUCAGAAAGAAAGUUCCUGAAACUUGCCGUUACUGGAAAGAGGGCAAGUGCAUCAAGGGUGAAUAUCAGUGCAGUUUUGUGCAUGGCUUUGUCUGUCCAGACGACAAGAGAUGCAGAAGGGAUAACUGUGGCCGCUUUCACCUAAGCCAGAAGAACCGUCCUCAACAAAGGGACAACCGUGGGAAGCCGUAUCAGAGUCAAAGACAGGGGCAUCAUGGAAGAUCUCGGCGAAGUCACAGUCAAAGCACAAGCCCGGUUCGACAUCAAAAAAUAUCUCAUAACAGACGCACCCCAACCCGCCGUCGAAGUAGAAGUCGUAGUCCUCCUUAUCAUCAAACUAAAAGUUAUAGCUCUCCUCGUCGCCGCAGUAGGAGUAUCAGUCCAUCUCAAUAUCACAAAAGUUCUUCUUGGCGACGAAGUAGAAGUCGCAGCCCAGCAAAACUCCGAAGCAGAAGCUCUAGCCCAACAAAAGCAAAAUAUAGAAGCCACAGCCAAGAGCGAUCCCGCAGUAGAAGUCGCAACUCGGGAAGACGCCGAAGCAGAAGCUGUAGUCCAAUAAAACCAAAAUAUAGAAGCCAUAGCCACGAUCGAUCUCCCAGUAGUAGUCGCAGCUUAGGCAGACCUCGAAGUAGAAGUCGUAGCACAGGUAGACAUCGCAGUAGAAGUCGUAGGAUAGAUAAACGUCGAAGUAGAAGCUAUAGCUCGGGUAGACGUCAAAGUAGAAGUCGAAGCCCAGCCCGUUAUCGAAGCAAUAGCCGUUCUCCAGAUCGACAUCAAAGAAGAAGCUGUAGUUUAACUCGACUUCGAAGUAGAAGUCCAACUAAGCCUCAAGCAGGAUGCAGCCAAAAUCAACUUCGAAGCAGGAGUCGCAGUUUAACUAAACACAACAGAAGUCAUAGUAUAGCUCGGCCUUACCAAAGAAGUCGUAGUUCUUCUAAACAUAGUAGUACAAGUACUAGCAGCUCCUCGCGGUCUCGAAGUAGAAGCUGUAGUCCAUCUCGGCCUCAAAAUAAAAGUAAAUCACCAGACCAUCAUCAAAGUAAAAGUUACAGUCCAGCCCAAGAAAGAAGUAGUCAUAGCAUACCUCAUGAAAACCAGUUAGAUCUCGAGGAUAUGUAUGCAGAUUUAGAUGAGAAAAUGGAUGAAUUUCCAUCUAGCACAAAACAACAGAAUCAAUCUGCUGCAGAAAAACUGGCAUUUUCUCAGCUUGAAGCUCGUAUCACAAAGACAAUGAAAGAGAUGUAUAAAACAGCAACAGAAAAAAGUUCUAAUGGUACUCCUAAACAAAAAAUAUCAGAAGAGCCUUAUUUAUCAGAUGAAAACAUAGAUGAUGAUAAAGGAGGAUUAGGCUUAGAAGAAGUUGGAGAGGAGGUUGGUGAUAUAUUUGCCAAGUCAAUUAUUUGGUCUGUAAAUGAUUCUAUAGAGAAUGCAUUCAAGGAAGGCCUUCAGAGUGGUAAAAGAAAAGAUAAAAUUGAAGUUCAGCAAGACGAUGCCAUUUCAGGAAGAGAAGGAAAAACUGGUUCAAGACCUGUUACAGUUGCAACUCUUCCACAGCCAGAACCGGUUGUAUCCUAUGAAAAAGCACAGUUAAAGGAAAGAAACCAAGAUCAAAAUGUAGAACAAAUAUCUCAGCCAAAUACUAUGCUUUUCCCAAGUGGAAAGUCAAUGUCUGUUGGUGCAUCUUCAGCAGUACCACAGACAAGGAGUCAUGUCAUUAUGCCAGCAAUUUCCUCUUCAUCAGCUUCUGUCAAUGCUUUUGAAGCAGCCACAUUCAGCACCCCUUUGACUCAACCUGUUGACCAUAAGGAGGAAUUCACAAAGGCUGUUCCACCUGAAGGAGGUGGAACAUCCUCUAAAAGAGCCUCGGUAGAACAUAAAUCUAGAAAGCCGUCUGAAAGUCCAAAAAGACCAAAGCAUAGACGGCAUAAAGAAAGGAAGAGCAAACGCAAGAGAAGUUCUGAUUCAGAGUCUCACUCAGAUAAAAGUGAUCAUGAAAAAAGAAAAGCUGAAAAAAAUGCACCACAAAUCAUGAAAGUAAAGAAUGAUGUGGAGAUGCUCUUUUCGAAAAAGGAUUCUCUCGUCAAACGAGUGAAAAUGCUAGUGGAACAGAAGAACAUGAUGAAUGAAAAACGUGAUGACAUAAUAAAAAAUCAUAAAGGGAGCAGAGAAGGUCUCGCAAGUCUUUUAGAAGAGAACUCAUUUCUUAUGAAUGAAAUUGGAAAGCAAAUUAAUAAAAUAAAUAGUAUGGUUCAUACAGUCAACCAGGAGAUUGAAGCUGAAAAAGGUAUUAAGCAAAAGCAUAAAUCCACAUCAAAAGAGAGAUCUGAAAGCCCUUGCCAUUCACAGGACCGAAAAAGGAAGCUAGGGCAUUCACCUGAAAGGGAAAAGCAUAAUAGUACGUAUCAUUCUCCUGAGAGAUCAGAAUUUAGUACGUCUUCAUUCCUGAAAGACAAGAAAACAAGGACUCCUCAGAGGAAGGAGAAUUGGUCUCCAGUUCCUGUGAAGCAAAUUGCACAAAACAAAUCUGACGAACCUUCAAAAACAAUUGAACAAGGUCAUAAAUAUUCAAAGUCACCACAGUGGGCCGAGCAGAAGCGAUCCAGGUCCCCACAGUGGGCCGAGCAGAAGCGAUCCAGUUCUCCACAGUGGGCCGAGCAGAAGCAAUCCAGGUCCCCACAGUGGGCCCAGCAGAACCGAUCCAGGUCCCCACAGUGGGCUGAGCAGAAGCGAUCCAGGUCCCCACAGUGGGCCGAGCAGAAGCGAUCCAAUUCACCACGAUGGAAUGAACAGACCCAAUCUAGGUCACCAGCACCAAAAUUAUUGAAGCGUUACAAAUCAAGGUCACCAAAUCCAACUUUAUCAAGGGAAAAUAAAAGACAUUUAACACCACCUGAACUGGAGAGAGUUCAAUCUCAAACAAAAAAAUAUCAAGUAAAUACUGAGACAGGCCAAAAAAUGGCAAGUUAUAAAGGAAAAGAUCGACAUGAGUCUGCUAAAGAAGAGUUUGUUGAAGCAAUGCAGUAUGCCCCACUUGGUUCCCAGAGAUCUUACAUUCGCUAUAUGGACCAAGGCAUGCACUGGUGUAAACUGUGCAGCCUAUUUUGUGAAACGGUUCCAGAGUUUGUCAGCCAUCUCAUGACACCAUCUCACUUGGCAAGAGUUAAGAAUGACCGCAAGACCUGGUUGGCCAAAGCCCCAAGAGAAGAAAAAGAACCUAAACCUCCAAAUGCACAAAUCUUGACUGUACCUUUACAAGGUAUGGAGUUUCUUCAUUCGUUACCAGCAUAUUAUUGCUCAUUGUGUGACGUUUUCAUGAGGAAUAAAGGAGAAGCGGUGAAUCACCCCGAGUCCAAGAUCCAUGUUUCCAAAUACAAAGUACAUAGAGCAAAGAAUCCUAUGUAUGAGUCAACAUUCAUGAAGGCAAAAACAGCAGCAUAUGCAAAAUACAGCAUAGAUGAAGAACGAAAGCUUCUUGAAGGACAGCUGAAUCUAAGAGAGAAAAAUGCAGCUUUCGAAUUAGAAGAAAAGUUACUGAGGCAGAUAAAAGAAAAGAGGGAUAAGGAAAAGUUUGAAAAGGAAAAUAGGGAUGAUAAAACAGCAACAGAAGCAAGAGAGGAUAAAAACAAAGACUGUGGAAGCAUUAGGGUUGCCUCAAGAGGAUCUGGCCGUUCAGCUGACACAAAGUAUGAUGAUCGUCACAGGCACAGCGACAGUUCGAAAAGACAGUCUGAUGAGCAUCAGGUCCAUCAUCAAGAUGAUGUGAAAUCAAAACCUAAAUUGAAGGAUGACUCUUCAAGGCGAGGCGAGUCGCAUAAAAAUGAAAAGAGUCACAGUAAUCGUGAAAAGGAGAUAAAGGGUAAUGAUGUUCAACAGGAAUUAUGUACAGAUGCAGGAGAUACUUCUAAAAAUAAAGAGGAAGAAAAGAAGACUGCCGCUCCAAAACUCCCUCUGAUUGGGAAAAUGCCCUUCUUGAAGAAAAAGCCUUCGGUAUCAAAGACCAAAGAGCAGCAGAAAGUAGCAUGUAUUAAGCAAGAGAUGUCUGUACAGCCUGAUUUGUUGGUAGAAGAGGCCAAAGCUAUAGUGCACUUAGAAAGUAAUUUGUCUACUGUUGAGGCUAAAGCAGAGUUUGAGGCAGAGAAGUUGGGAGAUUUAGCUGCAUUACUGGUUUGCCAGAAUAAAGAAAUUGUUACUCAGGAGACAGAAAGCAAAAUACAUGAAACCCAAGAACUACCAUUAGUUGGGAACGGUGAAGAUGCAAGUGAUAACGUUAGUAUGCCAGUGUUGAACGAGGUCAAGGAUAUCUCGUCAACAGAAUCUGUAAACUCUCUUCAAGAGCAUGUCAGUGAACUAUAUAAUAUAGAAGAUGAAGAAAGUAGUGAUUCUGAUGAUUUUAAAAUGUAUGACUCUCUGGAGAUGGGAAAUGAUGAGUCCUCUGAAUGUGCUGCUGCUGCUACACUGCAUGCUUUAGAUCUUCUAAGCAUCCCAUUACCAGGUUUAAAAACGGUUGUUGAAACUGCCUCAUCAUCAGAUAUACUUUUGCCCCCUGGGACAGAACAUGAACCCCAAAGUCAACAAAAUUUAAUUCUGUCAUUGCCGCCUGGAGCUGAAGAUGAUCCUUCAGACACUUAUGAAUCUGAAAACAAAUCGUAUGUUUCUGUAAUUGAAAACUCUCAAUCAUUGAUGCCAUCCUCUGAGCAAGGUGUGCUAGAUCAUAGCUCAGGGGUUUGGAGUAUUAUCGGCAAUAGUAAUGAAAGUCUUAAAAAUUCAUGCUCUGGAAAUAAAGACAAAUUAGAGUUGCCUUUUUCAUCUGAAGCAGAAACAUUACCUCAUGGUCAAUCAGACCCUAAUAUACCUCCUCCACCAGGAACAGAAGAUGAGGGACCAGAUUACCACCUGGCAUGUGAAAAUGAUCCCGUUUCCUCAGUUAUGAUAGUACCUGUUUUUGAACCAGGCUUUCAAGAACACAGCUUAGGGGCAUGCAGUGUUGGUAGUAAUAGCCAAGACGAUUUUAGAGUGUCAUUUCCAGUCAGGACUGAAGUAACUCCGGAAAUACCUCCUCCACCCGGUACAGAAGAUGAACUCUGUCUCCAAAAUAUUUCCUGCCUUCCUCCACCAUUAGAAGUAGCAGAAAAUAUUGCACUGCAGUGUGAUUUAGAUAAUCAAGGGGUUACUUCUCAAACAUAUAUUCCGAAACACAGUUCAGGAACGUGUAGUUCAUGUAGUAAUAGUUUAGACGAGUUUCCCAUUUCACUUUCAAGUACAGAUGUGCCAAGUGCAGCAUUGGCAUUAGGUAUGGGUCACCCACAGUGGCCAGCCCUGCAGACAGCUACACCCAUGGCUGUGGAACUUGCUACUGAUUUUACAGACUGGAGUUCCUUACAUCAGAGAGAGAGAGAGAAAACACCACCACCUCCAGGCACAGAAAAUUUGAUCAUCAAUGAAUUAGAUGAUGUGCCUGUUGAACUUGGAGAAGCUAGUAUGGAAUUAAGUGAAGACAGUGAAAGUGAGAGUCUGGAUGAAAAGAGAGAAAUAACCCCACCACCGCCUGGGACAGAGUCAAGUUCUGAAUCUGUAACUGCUAACAACACAUCUUGCCAAAAUGUAAGUUCCAAAAGCAGUCCAUUACCUUCUAGUCUGGAAAAUACAGAAAAUGUGCACAAUAUGCAAGAUGGUGCCAAGCUGUUUCCUCCUUCAGAUGUUAGUAGUAAGGACAACAUGUACUUUGUAGAGGGAGAGAAAUAUGCAGAACUUCCUUCACAAGUUCAUCAAGAAAAUUAUGAAACGUUUGUUCCCCCAGAAAAGAUUGUUGUAAAAAUGACUUGCAGCAAUUCAUCCAGUUCUGUAGAUAUUGUUUCUCACCUUCCUGUUGGGGAACAUUCUUCAUUACUUCAUGACCAGAAUGUGAGACCUGAUUUAAAAGUUCAAAUAUCAUCUGAUGUUAAAAUACCAGCAUGUAAGCCUGAUUUAAAUAACCUUCCAGUUACUGAUGGUGUAUCAAGUUCAGUUCAGCACAUUAACACCACGGAGGUGUGUGCACUUGAAGUUAUUGAUAAGGACAAAAAUCUGAAGGCUCCUGAAUUUCCCACCCAAAAUUUAUCUUUAAGUUGUGGCAAUAGUGAUUCUGCUAAAUUUGAUUCUGAAUCCUUGAAAGACAAUACAGCAAGUAUGAAUUAUGAAGCUAAGAAUAGUACAAAUGAAUCUGUAAAACAUGGAAGUACAGACACAGCUGGUGAAAUUCAUGGUAAGAAAACCGAGAUUAAAAGUCUAGUACAUAUUAAGAUUCCUAAAAACUUGAAUGAAAAUAUUGGAGUAUAUGCUGAUGCUAUUUUGUCUCCAAGUACAGCUGAAAAGAUUGAAGAAACUUUGUAUGACAAAUUUGAAUCUUGUAACAAAUUAGAGUUUGAAAAAGGUUUCCAAUCUCUCUUUCCUAGUGGACAAUAUAUAGAUAAAAGCUGUAGUCAAAGGUCUAAAAGUUCCCAAAUCACUGAAGGAGACAUUACUCCAGUAGGUAUGUUGAAGUCAUCAUUGGAAGUUGCUGAGCCUGAUAAAUUAACUUGCAAAGAAGAUUGUGAAAUUGAACUUGAUAAAGUUGGAUCCAAAAAUAACUCAAAAAGUGCAAAAACUGAAAAGGAUGUUCAUGCAGAGGAAGAAGUCAGGCAAUAUCAGUGCACUCACGAAAUUACUUCCAUAAUGGGAACUACAGUUGGUGAUCAGGAAGAAUCUAAAAUGGAGGAGCUUGAACAACACGAGCAUGAAUUAAAUCCCAGUAAAAUAUCAGCUGUUUCAGGAAUGGGCCAGGAAAAUAAAAUGAAGCAUAACCUUGAACCAUUAUCUAGGGGCUCAAAGAUGGCUGUUGCCGAAAGCAUAGAGGAAACUAGAAUAAAACUAACUGUACCUGCCAUCUUAACAGUAUCCACACAAGUUACUUUGGAAGAGGUACCCAGAUUACAACAACCUCUUUCAACAGUGUCUACAACUUCAGCAUUGGUAGAGGAAGCCAGAAUAGAACGACCUUCUCUUUCAACAGAAACUACAACUUUAACUUUUGUACAGGAAGCCAGAACAGAACCACCUUCUCUUUCAACAGAAACUACAACUUUAGCUUUGGUAGAGGAAGCCAGAAUAGAACGACCUUCUCUUUCAACAGAAACUACAACUUUAGCUUUUGUACAGGAAGCCAGAAUAGAACCACCUUCUCUUUCAACAGAAACUACAACUUUAGCUUUCGUACAGGAAGCCAGAAUAGAACCACCUUCUCUUUCAACAGAAACUACAUCAGCUUUGGGAGAGGAAUCCAGAAUAGAACAACCUUCUCUUUCAAUAGAAUCUACAACUUCAGCUUUAGAAAUGGAAUCCAGAAUAGAACUACCUUCUCUUUCAAUAGAAUCAACAACUUCAGCUGUGGAAGAGGAAUCCAGAAUAGAACAACCUUCUCUUUCAAUAGAAUCUACAACUUCAGCUUUGGAAGAGGAAUCCAGAAUAAAACAACCUUCUCUUUCAACAGAAACUACAACUUCAGCUGUGGAAGAGGAAUCCAGAAUAGAACGACCUUCUCUUUCAAUAGAAUCUACAGAGGAAUCCAGAAUAGAACGACCUUCUCUUUCAAUAGAAUCUACAGAGGAAUCCAGAAUAGAACGACCUUCUCUUUCAAUAGAAUCUACAGAGGAAUCCAGAAUAGAACGACCUUCUCUUUCAAUAGAAUCUACAGAGGAAUCCAGAAUAGAACGACCUUCUCUUUCAAUAGAACCUUCAGCUUUAGAAGAGGAAUCCAGAAUAGAACUACCUUCUCUUUCAGUAGAAUCUUCAGUUUUGGAAGAGGAAUCUAUAAUAGAACUACCUUCUCUCUUAAUAGAAUCUACAACUUCAAUUUUAGAAGAGGAAUCUAAAAUAGAACUACAAUCUCUUUUAAUGGCAUCCACAAGUACAGUUUUGGAAGAGGAAUCCAGAGUAGAACGACCUUCUCUUUCAAUAGAAUCCACAACUUCAGCUUUGGAAAAAGAAUCUAAAAUAGACCAACCCUCUCUUUCAAUAGAAUCUACAACUUCAGCUUUGGAAGAGGAAUCCAGAAAAGAACUACCUUCUGUUUUAAUAGCAUCCACAAGUACAGUUUUGGAAGAAGAUUCCAAAAUAGAACUACCUUCUCUUUUAAUGGCAUCGACAAGUAUAGCUUUUGAAGAGGAAUCCAGAGUAGAACGACUUUCUCUUUCAAUAGAAUCUACAACUUCAGCUUUUGAAGAGGAACCUAGAAUAGAAAUAUCUUCUCCAUCAAGAAUAACCAAAACAGUGGCUUUGGAUGAACAGGAGUCUGAACUAAAAGAACUCGUAGAAAAAUUGGAAAUAUAUCCCAAAGGAGGUGGUUUAAAUUCGGAAUUGGAAAAUCAAGAGAUAAAAGUAGAAUUUUUUGGAAUGAGGGAGUCGUCUAGAUCCCCAAAAACUACAUUUAAUAAAGAAAAAGGAGUAAAAAGAGCAGUAGAUCAGGAGGACAAACUCCAAGUAGUUAAAAUAUUACCACAAAGAACAACCCGAGCUGCUACCAGGUCUGCUGUCCUUGAAAGAGAGCAGGGCAAACAUUGCAGUGAAAUGGCCUCGGAAGAAUCGGAAAAAGUGACAUGUGGAGAAAGUUUACGACAGAAUGAUUGUAAUGGGCCUCAAAGUAGUGAGAUAACUGAACCACAAAAGGUUGUACAGUUGAUGGAUAAAGCAGAGGUAAAGCAGAUUGCUUCAAAAAAAGUUAUUCGAUCUAAGCAAGGAAAAGGGAAUAAAGAAUUGGAAGAAAUAUAUAAAGCAGAGGUACCUACUAAAAACAUCAAGCCAUCAUGUAGUAUGAAUCGUACUUCUUGCAAAGAAACCACAGAAAUAAAUGCCUUUCGAUCCACCCGUAGUAAUAGAAGGGCAGCCGUUGCAGCGUCAGCAGCCAUGACAGCACAAGCACAGGUAUCCUCUCCUGUCACAUCAUCUUCAGAAGCAUCAUCUGGGGAUGAGUCAGAGUAGGUUGUAAAUAUGACAAGACAUAAACAGUUCCACAACAUGAGGAAACUUCCUCAAAAUUUGACCAGAUAACUUUCCAAGCAAUCGGAAUAUAGGUUAAAAUAUUUGUCCCAAUAUUCAUUUAAUGUUUCCCUCCAAAGUUUAGUUCCGUUUGUUAAUUUAAUGCUGCAUAUUAAUAAUUUAGUAAUGCUAUUUGGUGAUUUUUAAAUGAUUUAUAGAUAACCAUACUGUUUUGGUUUAUAGAAAAGUUAAUAAUUUAUACUCUUGCCUCCCAAAUUUUGUACAUGCAGUCUACAAGAAAAUGUUGUAUAUAUUAAAGUCAUGUUUAAUGCAA